Pseudo-nitzschia multistriata is the source of this 4036-nucleotide messenger RNA. Lineage: Eukaryota; Bacillariophyta; Bacillariophyceae; Bacillariales; Bacillariaceae. The record is from the annotation of a GenBank genome assembly.
CUUUCCAGGAAGUCAGAAAGCCGAAAUUAGUUGCAUCAUCAGAGGCAUGUUUUUCAUCAAUGGAAGGGAACCCGAAAGGUGAUCCAAACAAGGAGGAAAGCGACGACACCCCGCAUCUGUAGAACAAGUGUGGUUUCUCUGACCCUCGACCAACAGCRCAACGAGUUCUUCUUGUUCUGGCUACCAAGCUUUUUCACACGAUACAAUACUUCGAGUACUUCGUACAGUACACCUUAUCGUACGGAACAACAAAAAGGGAGUUAUCGCAGCAGCUGCUCCCAUUCCAGUCCAGAUAAUCAUUCUCGUAGUCAUCAUUCACCACCGAAGAGGCGUCGUCGCUGUGAAACCAAGACCUUAAUUUCUCUUYAUACGGGAAUACCUAACUCACCACGAGUCACAACACAAAGCCAAAAAUUGAUUGAAAUGGUCAGAGAUCUGUGAAGUGAAUCAGUAUUAUUUGUAGAAGAGAGAUAAUAUCAAUACCAAACAACRAUGGUUCUCUGUCGGAAAGCAGCGCUGGCGAUACUGCUAGCAAGCAGCUCAACGCCGUCCKCCUUGUCGUUUCAAGGCAACUCUCACACAAUCACCAGAAACCAAAAARUACAAUCACAAAAUAGUGUCGUGAGGAAUAGACGAAGGCCCGCGGCUGCGGUGAAGAGCCUUUCGACGUUCACGCCGUCGAAGUCCUCGCUCACAUCCAUGGCCGCCGAUGCAUCUUCGUCGUUUAACAACGACACGGAAGGAAACAUUGGAGACGCMUUGUCGAGUGUCACAAAUGCAGCGGUAGAUUCCAUUGCGAAUGUAGUGAAGGACGAACCAGACACGGACGCUCAAGAGAUUGCACGAAAACAGGAAAUGGUACAGAAGCGACAAACCGAAAAGUCAUACAAGGUUUCCCUACCUCUGGCAGAUUCCUCUGGAUCGAAGUUGGGAAUCCGAYUGUGCCAGAUCUCGAACGGUCUCGAGCUCGRUUCUCUAUUGGAACUAAAUAUGGACACUCUGAAUGUCCAAGAACGUGAAGAGUUGUCGGGCAUUACUUCGGGAGAACAAGCCGAAAAUAGCGAUAGCAUCAGCAACGAUUUAGUGAUGGACACAGCCAUCUUACGGCGGCGGAUYGAUGGGGAGUUUCAGGGCUUAGUAGUAUCCUCUGUCACCGAGAACAGUGCCGGCUGGGCAGCGGGUGUCCGACCUGGCGACGUACUCAAAACAACAUCGGCAACCCUCGGGAACCAAAUGUGGCCGAAGAGCACGCUGGAGGGAGUGAAGUCGGCAAUAACCUCUCGCAAAGCAGUCGCGGAAUCGAUGGAGUUCGAGUUUCAACGGCUCGUAGAAACAGAAGACAAUCGAUUCGAACUAACGUUGACGCGACCAAUUGGUUUCAACCUCAAAGGUAAGUAGUCAAAAUACGAAGUAGCAGUUKAGGUCUAGGAAAGACGAGUUCAAUUGGAUCUAUCUGUGUGGAAAGGUCCAGCAUUAAUACAUUGCAGCSAGCGAUUACAAACRUGGCUCGAGUAACCAUCGAAUUUCGUAGCUUACUAGAUUUUCUCAUUCUUCUCCUGAYGCGACAUCCCUUCUAGAAACGGAAGACGGGUACGUAGAAAUCAUAGGCUUCACACCGAAAGCCUCGAAGCUUGCCCGCAAAGCCGUUCGGGUAGGUGAUCGAAUUUUAGCAGUUGAUUCCUCUUUGGGAGAUCGCAUGUGGCCCGUAUCCACCACUGAAGGUUUGAUUUCUGCUGUAACRGCACGUCUUCCCGGACAGAAAAUUACGUUUCGUUUUGAACGAAGGUCAACGGCAACAGAGGAUAACGCAAUAAUAGAAAAUGACACAGCAGAAAGCUCURGACCUACAUCGACGUCUUCAACAGAAGACACCUUUUUUUCUCCUGUGACAACAUCCAAAUCUGUAUCGCCAACUGAAGCCGUUGAUUCCGCUUYAUCUGGAUUCGACGAGAAGUUAUUACUGCGAUGUCAAGAAAUUCUAAAACGGUACAAAAACGACGAAAAAUAUGUCAACAAAUUCUCUUUGCCCGGYAUUGUUGCGGACAAGGUAGUGAAUGCACUUGCGAGUGCAGGAACGAAGGUUGACGGCGGCACACUCUCGAUGAUUUUGACAGCUUAUCUCACCUGUCGGCAACCGGAUAUGGCGAUUCGCGUCUUUGAGGCGGUUGUGGGUCUUCGAGCCGACGGAAUCGAGGGCGAAAUCGAGUCUGUCGAGACACUUAGUGACAUGGACAUCGAAAGCGAUCCUUUGCUCGGAAGAAACGGAAAGCAGAUCGCUCCGAAUGCCGAUGCACUUGAUGCCUACACUGCCGGUGCCAUCAUGAAAGCACAUGCCAUGAAUGGUGACUUGGUUUCAAUGCAGCGUGUCCUUUCGGUSUUGGAAGGGCACGGAGGGAUGAAGGUCGGGGACGUUGAAUUUGCAUCGUGGCCUGGCACCGGAGCAGRAGGCAUUCUGAAACCCGACAGUCAGUGCUACAACAUUGCGAUCACGGCAGCGGCGAAUUCCGAUGCCGAGGAGGGCCUCGAGUUGGCAAUGAUUAUGUUCAACAGGUUGGGUAAUCCCGGGAAAAACCAACGGUUAGUUAAGGACGUUGUUUCUUACAAUGCCAUUAUCAAWGCCAUGACAAAGUUCGGAAAAUUUGAUGAAGCCAUAGAGACAUUUUAUCAAAUGAAGAAAACCGGAAUCAAACCCGACAAAUACACGUACACUGCCUUGGCUAAGUCCGUCAUGGUGGACGACAACGACGUUGAAGAACUUYUGUACGACAUGAGAGAAGCAGGUGUAGACGCCGAUGURAUGACCUUUAACACGAUCAUCCGAUAUCUGUGUGAACAAAAGAAGAUGUCGGCGGCUAGAAAGGUGGUCAACUUYAUGGAAUCGUCGGGAGUCCCUCCUGAUUCGUGGACAUAUAGUUUCUUAAUGAAAGGCUUGCUCGAUGGUGGAAAUCCCAGUGCAGCUCUCACUCUAUUUGAAUCAGCCUGUGCCGAUCGACGCACUGUCGGUCUGACUGAGAAUGUCUUUCUGUACACAUCAGCCAUGACGGCCGCGGCUUCGAUCGGAGAUCACACCCGAGCUCUAGAACUUCUCACCAGAAUGAAUUCCCUUGGAAUCAAGCCGAACAUCAAAACAAUGACAGCCUUGUUGAGUGCUUGCAUUUCAGCCAAUGAACCAGAUCUUGCAAUUGAUAUCUUUCAUCGUAUCCCCAACCCAGAUUCUUACGCCGUAACAAAAGGGCUACUAGCUCUAUCGUUAGGUGGAAGGGGAGACGAGGCGUUGGCUAUGUUAUCCGAAAAAGAAUCAGUUGCCGGAAGCAUCAAAGGGAAACCUUUGAACAAAAUAUACGAAUCGUUACUCAUCAAUUCGAUAAAAGCCAACGACUACGAGUUAGCACGGCGGGUUGUGAAGAGUCUCAUCGGGAAAGGAAACAUCCCCUCGAAAGCAAUCUUUCAAAAGAUUUUCGAAAGCAUGAGCUUAACGCUUAAGGAUGGACUUGUCGCAAAUAUAUCSUACUCAAAAAGCGGACUUGUAACACGCCAAUCGAAUGAUGAACAAGAUGCCGAAAAAUACAAGUUCUUGCUAUUUCUCGUGGACUCGCUAUCAGACCGAAACCUUCCUUGUGAAGCUUCGCUUUACUCUACUAUUCUGCAGUUCGGCAACCACAUCGGUGGAUUGGCAAGAAAAGUCUCUGCCCAUCUGGUAUCCGCGAAAGCUGCGUCAGGCGUAUAUGGCAAUAACAAUGUGAAGCUAAUAGACGAAGUUCGCGCUUGUGAGACAAACUGCAUGAUCGGAGGUUGGGAAGAUCUGUACCUGAAUUUUGAAGAACUUCGGAAUCAAAUAGAUAGCCCGCUAUCGCUGCCAAAGCUAAACGUACGAGUAGCGAGCCGAGAAUUGUCGAGGGUAUUGCGAGCCGAGAAGAACCUAUCCUACAGAAAGCGCAGCUUAGUGUGACGCAAGUUAAUUUAAUGAAUCGCAUCAUUGAUUCCCAGCUAUUCUGGUGGCUYGUCGGAAGUCACCCAAUAACUCCCACACGCAUAC